AUGGCCUUUUCAGUAGUACCUGGCCUUGGACAACGGUAUUGCGAGAGUCCCGCAGUCCGUCGAGAAUGGCGGGAUCUCCUCUCGCAAGAAAAGGCUGCCUACGUCGAUGCAGUGAAGUGUCUUACCGAGGAGCCAUCAAUACUGACAGGAAAUGGAAGCCUGUUCGAUGAUUUCUCGUACGUCCAUAUGAACAUUGGCAUACGAACACACUGGUCAGCCGCAUUCUUCCCAUGGCAUCGACUUCUGCUCCACGUCUUUGAGACGCUUCUUCGCACGCAUUGUGGAUAUCGCGAACCAUUACCCUACUGGGAUUGGACACUAGACUGGCUGGAUGUGGCCGCGUCGCCAGUUUUCGAUCCCAGCCUUGGGUUUGGGGGAGGCGGCGACCCCAACGUGCCCAGCGCAGUGGGCAACGAUAGUUUUUGCCUCCAGGACGGUCCAUUCGAGACAUUCACUGUAUCAUACGCCGAGGGUCCUCUACACUCGCCUCACUGUUUGUCACGAUUCGACUUCAGCAAAACCGGUACGACUGGCGUCAAUCCAGCGAUGAUCCGCUCGGUGCUCGAAUUCCCGUCUUACGAUGGCUUUCGCAACGCAACCGAGACUGUACACAAUUUGAUCCACCGAGCCGUGGGGGGAGACUUUGCGACUUGGGCAUCGCCGAAUGAUCCGAUAUUUUACCUUCAUCAUGCUCAGUUGGAUAGGAUGUGGUGGCAGUGGCAGUAUUAUUCGCCCCAAAGGCGACAAGAGUAUUGUGGAUCUCUUAGCCCCGAGACGCUGCAAAGAGCAUCAAUUAAAGACCUACUGUCGGUAGGCAAACUUGGGAAAGCGAUGCCAGUCGAGGAGGUCAUGGAUACACAAGGCAACCUACUCUGCUAUACAUACCAAACAGAAAGGGACGACACGGUAUGA
Messenger RNA from Zasmidium cellare ATCC 36951, 912 nucleotides. RefSeq lists its product as uncharacterized. Gene Ontology annotation, molecular function: oxidoreductase activity. The coding region runs from base 1 to 912 and encodes 303 amino acids. The record is from RefSeq and is a predicted model, not a curated record. Lineage: Eukaryota; Fungi; Ascomycota; Dothideomycetes; Mycosphaerellales; Mycosphaerellaceae. The transcript is spliced from 4 exons.